GUUUUAUUCGCCUUGGUGUUCAUACGCAGCGCGAAAAUUCGGGCAAUUGGAUAAUCAUAAAAAUGAUUUGGCUUGUGCUGUUGAUAGUUGCUAUUGCUCUAUUUAUCUACAGAUGGAAUAAAAAGCAGGACGAAAAAAGAGCUUUCUAUGAAUCCAAAGGCAUUCCAGUUCUCCCUCAGAAAUCACUGUUUUCCUCAAUUUUAUUUUUACUAAAAAUGCUCUCGGGACGACUUGGUCUUGUGGAAAUCGUUCAAGAUGUCUAUUACGGAGUUCGAGAGGAUGAAAAAGUUGUUGGUGUCUGGGACGGAGAUACACCUGUUAUCAUGCUGAGAGAUCCAGAUGUUGUUAAACAUUUCGGUGUGAAGGAAUUCGAGCAUUUUCAAGAUCGUAGAGAGUUUAUUACUGAAGAAAUGGAUGAGUUAUUUGGAAAUUCCUUAUUCGUCCUUAGAGAACAAAAAUGGAGGGAUAUGCGCUCUACUCUUAGUCCUGCCUUUACGGGCAGCAAAAUGCGCCUAAUGUGUGAUCUAAUUGUUGAGAUAGGUUUACAAACAGUAGAGUAUCUUCAGAACGAAGCUAAAGAAAAUGGACUUCAAACGUACGAAAUGAAAGAACUCUUAUCUCGCGUAUCUCACGAUGUUAUCGCCACUUGUGCUUUCGGCCUAAAGGUAGAUUCGUUGACCCAUAAGGAAAACGAAGUCUACUUAGCAGGAAAAGAACUUUCAGAUUUUGCUAGCGUCCGAAAAAUCAUGAGAUUAAUGUUUUAUAAAUAUUUUCCAAAACUUACAAUAAUGCUUGGUAUUAAAUCCUCUUCAACGAAAGAAGCCGACUUCUUCAAAAGUUUAGUCUUAGAUUCAAUGAAGCUUCGUGAGCAACAAAAUAUUAUCCGACCCGAUAUGAUUCAUCUCCUGAUAGAGGCACAAAAAGGAAAGCUUAGCCAUGGACAAGUUGAAAAAGACAGCGCUGGAUUUGCCACAGUUGACGAAUCUAGUGUUGGAUGGACAAAAUCCGGAAGAAAAUGGACUGAGAAUGAAUUAGUUGCUCAAUGUUUUCUCUUCUUCCUGGCUGGAUUUGAAUCUGUAUCGGCUAGUCUUAGUUUUGCUACCUAUGAAAUUGGAAUUAACCCAGAUAUCCAAGAGAAACUCUAUGAAGAAGUCAAAUCAGUUAAUGAUGAAUUAAAAGGAAAACGAAUUAAUUAUGAUACACUGCAGAAAAUGAAAUAUAUGGAUAUGGUGGUUUCAGAAACCCUAAGAAAAUAUGCCCCUGCACCUGUAAUGGAUAGAGAAUGCAACAAGGAUAUAACGCUGGAGUUGUAUGAAAAUAAGCAAUUAGACUUCAAGAAGAAAUACGUGGUUUGGAUUCCUAUAUAUUCCUUCCACUGGGAUCCUAAAUAUUUCCCAAAUCCUGAUAAGUUUGAUCCUGAACGAUUCAACGAUGAGAAUAAGCACCUUAUUAACCCUUAUUCAUAUAUUCCAUUUGGAGUUGGACCUAGGAAUUGCAUAGGUUCUAGAUUUGCUUUGAUGGAACUCAAGAGCAUUCUUUACUAUUUGGUGUUAAACUUCAAGUUAGAACCAACCGAGAAAACACAAAUUCCACUAAAAUUCGCAAAGAGUUUUGGUACCAUUAAAUCCGAACGUGGAAUUUAUCUCCAGCUACGUCCUAGAAAAAAAAUGAUUUGGCUUGUGCUUUUAAUCGCCAUUGUGGCACUAUUUGCAUAUAAAAUGUCUCAGAGAGAGAAGGAAAAGAGAGCCUUCUUUGAAUCGAAAGGUAUCAAAGUUAACACUCCGAAAUUUUUCAUGAUCACAAUGGUUAAGCUCAUGACUGGACAAAUUGGAAUUGUUGAGAUGAUUCAAGAAAUCUACAAUGAAGUUAAAGGUGAUCCAAAAGUUGUGGGCUUCUGGGAUGGAAAAAUACCUGUUAUAAUACUGAGAGAUCCAGACGCAAUUAAACAUUUUGCUGUGAAGGAAUUUGAACAUUUCCAGGAUCGCAGAGACUUUAUUAAUGAAGAAAUGGAUCCUUUAUUCGGAAACUCCUUAUUCGUUCUUAAAGAACAAAAGUGGAAGGAUAUGCGUUCAACUCUUAGUCCUGCCUUUACAGGCUCCAAAAUGCGUCUAAUGUGUGACUUAAUAGUGGAAAUCGGCUUACAAAUGGUGGAGUAUCUUCAGAAGGAAGCUAAAGAAAAAGGACUUCAAACAUACGAAAUGAAAGAACUCUUAUCUCGCGUAUCUCACGAUGUUAUUGCAACUUGUGCUUUCGGCAUUAAAGUCGAUUCGUUGACUCAUAAAGAAAAUGAAGUCUAUCUUGCUGGUAAAAUUCUUUCAGACUUCAGUGGUGUAGGGAAAAUGAUGAAAUUCAUGCUCUACAGACUUUUCCCAAAACUUAUGAUUGCUUUUGGGAUUAGAAUUUCUCCUCAAAAAGAAUCUAAUUUUUUCAGAAGUUUAGUAACAGAUUCAAUGAAAUAUCGUGAGAUAAAUAAUGUACAUCGUCCCGAUAUGAUUCACCUUCUAAUGGAGGCACAAAAGGGGAAAUUAAGUCAUGGUGAAAGUGAAAAAGAUAGCGCUGGUUUCGCAACAGUUGACGAGUCCAGUGUUGGAUGGAAUAAAUCUGGAAGAAAGUGGACAGAAACUGAAAUAGUCGCUCAGUGUUUCCUCUUCCUGACGGCAGGAUUCGAAUCAAUUUCCGCAAGCCUUAGUUUUGCAACAUAUGAAAUUGCAAUUAAUCCUGACAUACAGAAGAAGUUGUAUGAAGAAGUAAAGUCAGUUAGUGAUGCGUUAAAAGGAGAACGCAUAAAUUAUGAUAUGUUGCAGAAAAUGAAAUAUCUGGAUAUGUUAGUUUCGGAAACUCUGAGAAAAUAUCCACCAGCAGCUAUUGUUGAUAGAGAAUGCAACAAAGACAUUACCCUGAAUUUAUAUGAUAAUGUGAGUUUUGAUUUCAAAAAGAAAUACAUCGUCUGGAUUCCAAUUCAUUCCUUCCACUGGGAUGCCAAACAUUUCCCUAAUCCUGAGAAGUUUGAUCCUGAACGAUUUAAUGAAGAAAAUAAACACAUGAUUAAUCCAAGUACGUAUAUUCCAUUUGGAAUUGGGCCAAGGAAUUGUAUAGGUUCUAGAUUUGCUCUGAUGGAACUUAAGACAGUUCUUUACUAUCUGGUGCUUAAUUUCAAAUUGGAGCCCACUGAGAAAACACAAAUUCCUCUGAAAUUUGCAAAAUCAUUUGGAACUCUUCAGUCAGAACGUGGAAUUUAUCUUCAACUUCGUCCUAGGAUUUGAACGAAAAAUGUUUUAUAUCCUUAUUGCACAAUUUUUGAUGAAUUAUCAUAAUACAAAGCAUAAUGUAAGAACUUUGAAGAUUUGAACCAUAUUUCAACACUUACAAAAAAACAGUUAUAAAUAAAUAAAUUGAAUUUUAUUACAAUUCACAAAAA
Lutzomyia longipalpis is the source of this 3418-nucleotide messenger RNA. RefSeq lists its product as uncharacterized. Lineage: Eukaryota; Metazoa; Arthropoda; Insecta; Diptera; Psychodidae. The coding region runs from base 63 to 3263 and encodes 1066 amino acids. Gene Ontology annotation, molecular function: monooxygenase activity; heme binding; oxidoreductase activity, acting on paired donors, with incorporation or reduction of molecular oxygen. The record is from RefSeq and is a predicted model, not a curated record. The transcript is spliced from 6 exons.